AUGCUCUAUCCACCAUCUGUCUCCUACAUAACAGCAGCAGCAGGUCUGUGUCAUGCUCUUCCUGGUCAGCAGCAGCUGCCUCAUAGCAUUCACUCGGAGAGCGAUAACAUUUCCGACAGUACUAUGCCGUGCAGCAAAAAAGAACUCGAUGAUGAGGAAUUUCGAACACUGGUUGGAUUUUUUGCUUUUUGGAAAGGAAGAACCUUGGAUGAACAUCUGACGUUUAUAAAUGGUAGCGAUGAAGGGAAGGGAUAA
This is a messenger RNA of Gongylonema pulchrum, 255 nucleotides long. The record is from the annotation of a GenBank genome assembly. NCBI's taxonomy places the organism in Eukaryota, Metazoa, Nematoda, Chromadorea, Rhabditida, Gongylonematidae.